AUGGAGAACGAGAAAGGCGAGAUUGUUGAUCUCUACGUCCCCCGCAAAUGCAGCGCAACCAACCGCAUCAUCAAAGCCAAGGACCACGCUUCCGUCCAAAUCAGCGUCGGCAAGGUUGACGAGAACGGCCGAUACACGGGCGAGAACCAGGUGUAUGCGCUGUGUGGAUUUGUUCGAUCAAGAGCCGAGAGUGAUGACAGCUUGAACCGGUUGGCGCAGAAGGAUGGGUUCUUGAAGGCUGUUUGGAGCGCUAGCGGGAACCGAUAG
Molecule: messenger RNA, 267 nt
Organism: Cyphellophora attinorum
Lineage: Eukaryota; Fungi; Ascomycota; Eurotiomycetes; Chaetothyriales; Cyphellophoraceae
Product: 40S ribosomal protein S21
Exons: 2
Coding region: 1-267 (88 amino acids)
Biological process (GO): translation; endonucleolytic cleavage in ITS1 to separate SSU-rRNA from 5.8S rRNA and LSU-rRNA from tricistronic rRNA transcript (SSU-rRNA, 5.8S rRNA, LSU-rRNA); endonucleolytic cleavage to generate mature 3'-end of SSU-rRNA from (SSU-rRNA, 5.8S rRNA, LSU-rRNA)
Cellular component (GO): ribosome; cytosolic small ribosomal subunit
Molecular function (GO): structural constituent of ribosome
Source: RefSeq, a predicted model, not a curated record